Molecule: messenger RNA, 4200 nt
Organism: Pongo pygmaeus (Bornean orangutan)
Lineage: Eukaryota; Metazoa; Chordata; Mammalia; Primates; Hominidae
Gene: CARD14
Product: caspase recruitment domain family member 14
Exons: 21
Coding region: 150-3221 (1023 amino acids)
Biological process (GO): regulation of apoptotic process
Cellular component (GO): cytoplasm
Molecular function (GO): CARD domain binding
Source: RefSeq, a predicted model, not a curated record
UCCGUCCCACGCAGCAGCCCGCAGAGAACGGAGGCAGCCAGCACCACACUGGGCUUUGGAGACACUGCGGGGACUGUGGACCCCACCCCGCGGCACGGAGCUCCUGCAAAAGCGAACCUGAGACCCUUGGGUCCUCCCAGCGCCCAGCCAUGGGGGAACUGUGCCGCAAGGACUCCGCGCUCACGGCGCUGGAUGAGGAGACGCUGUGGGAGAUGAUGGAGAACCACCGUCACAGGAUCGUGCGCUGCGUCUGCCCCAGCCGCCUCACGCCCUACCUGCGCCAGGCCAAGGUGCUGUGCCAGCUGGACGAGGAGGAGGUGCUGCACAGCCCCCGGCUCACCAACAGCGCCAUGCGGGCCGGGCACUUGCUGGAUUUGCUGAAGACUCGAGGGAAGAACGGGGCCAUCGCCUUCCUGGAGAGCCUGAAGUUCCACAACCCUGAUGUCUAUAACCUGGUCACCGGGCUGCAGCCUGAUGUUGACUUCAGCAACUUUAGCGGUCUCAUGGAGACAUCCAAGCUGACCGAGUGCCUGGCUGGGGCGAUUGGCAGCCUGCAGGAGGAGCUGACCCAGGAGAAGGGGCAGAAGGAGGUGCUGCUGCGGCGGUGCCAGCAGCUGCAGGAGCGCCUGGGCCUGGCCGAGACCCGUGCCGAGGGCCUGCACCAGCUGGAGGCUGACCACAGCCGCAUGAAGCGUGAGGUGAGCGCACAUUUCCAUGAGGUGCUGAGGCUGAAGGACGAGAUGCUCAGCCUCUCUCUGCACUACAGCAACGCGCUGCAGGAGAAGGAGCUGGCCACCUCACGCUGUCGCAGCCUGCAGGAGGAGCUGUAUCUACUGAAGCAGGAGCUGCAGCGAGCCAACAUGGUUUCCUCCUGCGAGCUGGAAUUGCAAGAGCGGUCCCUGAGGACAGCCAGCGACCAGGAGUCCGGGGACGAGGAGCUGAACCGCCUGAAGGAGGAGAAUGAGAAACUGCGUUCGCUGACUUUCAGCCUGGUGGAGAAGGACAUUCUGGAGCAGAGCCUGGACGAGGCGCGGGGGAGCCGACAGGAGCUGGUGGAGCGCAUCCACUCGCUGCGGGAACGGGCCGUGGCCGCUGAAAAGCAGCGAGAGCAGUACUGGGAAGAGAAGGAACAGACCCUGCUGCAGUUCCAGAAGAGUAAGAUGGCCUGCCAGCUCUACAGGGAGAAGGUGAACGCGCUGCAGGCCCAGGUGUGUGAGCUGCAGAAGGAGCGAGACCAGGCAUACUCCGCAAGGGACAGUGCUCAGAGGGAGAUUUCCCAGAGCCUGGUGGAGAAGGACUCCCUCCGCAGGCAGGUGUUCGAGCUGACGGACCAGGUCUGCGAGCUGCGCACACAGCUCCGCCAGCUGCAGGCAGAGCCUCCGGGUGUGCUCAAGCAGGAAGCCAGGACCAGGGAGCCCUGUCCACGGGAGAAGCAGCGGCUGGUGCGGAUGCACGCCAUCUGCCCCAGAGACGACAGUGACUGCAGCCUCGUCAGCUCCACAGAGUCUCAGCUCCAGUCGGACCUGAGCGCCACGUCCAGCCGCGAGCUGGUGGACAGCUUCCGCUCCAGCAGCCCCGCGCCCCCCAGCCAGCAGUCCCUGUACAAGCGGAUGGUCGAGGACUUCGGGGAAGAACCCUGGUCUUUCAGCAGCUGCCUGGAGAUCCCAGAGGGAGACCCGGGAGCCCCGCCGGGAGCUAAGGCGGGCGACCCACACCUGGAUUAUGAGAUCCUAGACACGGCAGACCUUCCCCAGCUGGAAAGCAGCCUGCAGCCAGUCUCCCCUGGAAGCCUUGAUGUCUCAGAGAGUGCACAAGCCGGUCGUCUCCCGGCCUGCAGCAGCAUCCUCAUGCGGCGGCGGCCAGCCCGCAGGAUCCUGAGCCAGGUCACCGUGCUGGCGUUCCAGGGGGAUGCGUUGCUGGAGCAGAUCAGCGUCAUCGGCGGGAACCUCACGGGCAUCUUCAUCCACCGGGUCACCCCGGGCUCGGCGGCGGACCAGAUGGCCCUGCGCCCGGGCACCCAGAUUGUGAUGGUUGAUUAUGAAGCCGCAGAGCCCUUGUUCAAGGCAGUCCUGGAGGACACGACCCUGGAGGAGGCCGUGGGGCUUCUCAGGAGGGUGGACGGCUUCUGCUGCCUGUCUGUGAAGGUCAACACGGAUGGUUAUAAGAGGCUACUCCAGGAUCUGGAGGCCAAAGUGGCGACCUCGGGGGACUCAUUCUACAUCCGGGUCAACCUGGCCAUGGAGGGCAGGGCCAAGGGGGAGCUGCAGGUGCAUUGCAACGAGGUCCUGCACGUCACCGACACCAUGUUCCAGGGCUGCGGCUGCUGGCAUGCCCACCGCGUGAACUCUUACACCAUGAAGGAUACUGCCGCGCACGGCACCAUCCCCAACUACUCCAGGGCUCAGCAGCAGCUCAUAGCCCUCAUCCAGGACAUGACUCAGCAGUGCACCGUCACCCGCAAGCCAUCUUCUGGGGGACCACAGAAGCUGGUCCGCAUCGUCAGUAUGGACAAAGCCAAGGCCAGCCCUCUGCGUUCGUCCUUUGACAGGGGCCAGUUGGACCCCAGCAGGAUGGAGGGUGAGGCCUGGAUCCUCUCCUCCACAGGCUCCAGCGCGUGCUUCUGGGCCGAGAGCUGCCUCACCCUGGUGCCCUAUACCCUGGUACGGCCCCAUCGACCGGCCCAGCCCCGGCCUGUGCUCUUUGUGCCCAGGGUGGUUGGGAAGAUCCUGAGCGAGAAACUGUGCCUCCUCCAGGGGUUUAAGAAGUGCCUGGCAGAGUACUUGAGCCAGGAGGAGUAUGAGGCCUGGAGCCAGAGAGGGGACAUCAUCCAGGAGGGAGAGGUGUCCGGGGGCCGCUGCUGGGUGACCCGCCAUGCUGUGGAGUCCCUCAUGGAAAAGAACACCCACGCCCUCCUGGACGUCCGGCUGGACAGUGUCUGCGCCCUGCACAGGAUGGACAUCUUCCCCAUCGUCAUCCACGUCUCUGUCAACGAGAAGAUAGCAAAGAAGCUCAAGAAGGGCCUACAGCGGUUGGGCACCUCAGAGGAGCAGCUCCUGGAGGCUGCCAGGCAGGAGGAGGGAGACCUGGACCGGGCGCCCUGUCUAUACAGCAGCCUGGCUCCUGACGGCUGGAGCGACCUGGACGGCCUGCUCAGCUGUGUCCACCAGGCCAUCGCCGACGAGCAGAAGAAGGUGGUGUGGACGGAACAGAGCCCCCGGUGAUGCACCGUGCCCCUUCCCAGGACUGUGGGGGCCUCUGUGUGCCUGUUAAUGCAGUCCUGUUCCUCAGCCCAGGCCCUCUUGGCACAGCUGUGGGCUCCUUGGCACAUGAGUCUGGCUCUCCCCACUGGCUGGGAUCUAACCUUGAACCCUCACCACGUGCAGGUCGCACACGGUGAAGCCACUUGUAACUGCACACUUUUCUGUGGAAACAUCUUCACCCUUCACCAGGCUUGGCAUGGUCUGAACUGGAAACCCUGAGAAUGUUUCUGCAGCGGGACAGGAGGGACGUCUUCCAUGCCUUCCCUAGAACUGGAGGCCCUGGACCUCUCUGGAAAACUGCCUGUCUGCAGGCCCGAUUCAAAUCUAUGGGGGCUGCACUUCCCUUUUACAUUUUGAUGUGUCAAAGGCUCACUCCAAAAGCACAAAGGCAGUGGGUGGGGAGCCCGGGUGGCCCCCAAGGUCGCUGCCACCCUUGCCCGGGGCAGAGGCACAAGCCCACAUAUGCUGCGACCCCAGCCACCUUCUCUCAGCUUCUGAGGCUGCAACGCCUCAGGAACUCCAGUUUACAGAGACCAGUGUGUUUACUUGUAAAUAAAGCCUCUGGGUGGUGGAGACGGUACUUUCAGUGGGUCUGUGCCCCGUGGCCUCCGUGCCCGUUCGGUGGGGGUGUCCCGGAGAAGCCUGGCACCAGUACCCCUGUACAAGGCCCAGUAGACUCUGCCUUUCCUUGACCCGGCUUUGCACCCCAGCCCGUUUUGGGCCAAACAUCUUUACUCCACCUUCAGGGCUCGGGGAGGACCCAGGUCCCCCAGCACCUGCCCUUGCCCCUGCCUCCUGGGGCUGUUGCAGACUGAAUGUCAUUUUGACAGCAGUGUCCAAGAAUCAGGAAGCUGUUCUAGAAUUCAGGUUGGUAUCAUCAUAAACGAGUUCAGAAAAAGAACUUCUGUAUAUUUUACUAAAAUAAAAAGCUUUUACAAUA